GGCUUGUAUAGUCUGCUGAUAAUGGAGCUAAUGGCUGUUUGUCAUCCUUGGAGAUAUAAAUUUCCCUGGCAAUGUCUGAAGCAGUCAGUGCAUAUACUAACUGCCAGCAAGGUCUAAUAAUCAGAGAAGGGCAGGUUGCUUCGUAAGAAAGAAAGAAAGAAAGAAAGAAAGAAAGAAAGAAAGAAAGAAAAGCAUUAGCUGUUUUUCUGGCUUUGUGCAGAACGGUGAGAUGGAUACCACUGGCAUUUCACUGCCCCUGUUCCACAUCAUUUGCUGCUGCUGGCGGAGCGGACGGGAAAACACACAUGACAACAUCACAAAAUUCACAGUUGAUGGGAUAGACAAGGCAUCCAUUGCAAAUUCAGAUGGGCCAACCCCAGGAUCCCGGACUCCUCCUUUCAAGAGGAAGGGCAGACUUUCCACCAUUGGCAAAAUCUUCAAACCAUGGAAAUGGCGGAAGAAGAAGACAAGUGAAAAAUUUAAAGAAACAUCAGCAGUGCUGGAAAGAAAGAUAUCGACAAGGCAGAGCAGAGAGGAGCUGAUAAGAAGGGGUGUCCUGAAGGAAAUAACUGAGCAAGGUGGAGACAUAACUGUCAAUUAUGAAAUCUCAAAUGGCCACACAAUAGUAAUUGGUGAAGAAGCCAUACAGGAAGAAAACAACAUAAAGACCACAGAGGACAAUAGUUCAAUAUCUGCAAAAGCACCAGUUCUAGCUCCAGAAGAGAAAAAAGAGGGUAAAAAAGAGAAACCUCUUCCUAAAGGUCCUGAAACAUCAGCACCCCGUGCUCCUUCAUCAUCACUUCCUAAAUCUAAGCCUAAAGCUAAAAAAGCAACCAUACCUCCAAAAAACGCUACUGCUGCUACCACUAGCCAUAAGACCAAUGAAGUGCCACAUGCUAAAAAAAAGGGCAAGGCUCCUGCUAAGCAGGGCUCUGCCACACCUUCCAAGCCAACAAGCCGCAGUGUGAAUCGAGAAGCUGCUAGUUCCUCUCAUGUAAAAAAAGUGCAAGGUUCCAAGUCAACAUCUUCAUCAUCUCCUUCAUCCUCAUCAUCUCGCCCUAAAACCUCUAAGGAGCCAACAUUAAGCAAGACGGGUACAGGAACACCAAGAGACAAGAAAAGGGCUGGGAAACAGGUGACUGUGCGAACGCGUGCAAAUGGGGAUGUUUCUUCUGCCUCAAACACAGCAGCAGACAAUUCUGAAAUGAAGGCACAGAACUCUAAGCCAGAACAGCCUCUCCACAUUAUUCCUGAAGCUGAAGACAGAACUCAACAGAACACAGUUAAUGUUCCUCCCCCUCCUCCUGCUGUUCCAGCUCCUCUUCCUCCAACCAUACCAUCCCUGUCUCCAGGCUCUCAGCCCACUGGUUUCUCAGACACACAAGAUGUGCCCGUUAGCAUUGAAAUAGGCCCGUCUGUCCCUGGCAUGGUUUCUAAUGAUUUUGUUCAUACCGAAACUGAAGCAGACAGUGAAACCCCCUUGAGCAGUACUGUGUUAGACAAUAGCCUCGAUAUUGGGGAUGAAAACACAGAAUGUUCUGUUAUCCAAGAAGACCAGGAAAAAGAGAGUUCUGACCUAGCAAGUCCUGCCUUAACUGAUGAACUUUCUGAAACCUCAAACACUCCAGAAAGUGAAAGCAGCAGAGAGAAUCACACCAGUGACUCGGAUUCAGAUGGGCCAAUACUCUACACUGAUGAUGAUGAUGAUGAUGACGACGAUGCAAGUAAUGAAAGCUCUUUAGCAAGCAAAAUACGUCGCAGAGAUACUCUUGCAAUCAAACUUGGCAACAGACCAUCGAAAAAAGAACUGGAAGACAAAAACAUCUUGCCGAGAACAUCUGAAGAGGAGAGGCAGGAAAUCAGACAUCAGAUUGGCACAAAGCUAGUGAGGAGGCUUAGCCAGAGGCCUACCUCUGAAGAGCUGGAACAGAGAAACAUCCUGAGGCAGAAGAAUGAAGAAGAGGAACAAGAAGCUAAAAGAGAACUAAAGCGCAGUCUUAGCAGAAAGCUCAGUCUGAGACCCACAGUGGCUGAGUUGCAGGCACGGAGAAUCCUGCGUUUUAAUGAGUAUGUGGAAGUAUCAGAUUCUCCAGAUUAUGACCGCCGUGCUGACAAACCCUGGGCAAGGUUAACACCCGCAGACAAGGCGGCAAUACGGAAAGAAUUAAAUGAAUUUAAAAGCACAGAAAUGGAAGUACAUGAAGAAAGUCGGCAGUUUACAAGGUUUCAUCGUCCAUAAUUGUUUGAAAAUAUCCUGUAGUCCAGACACGAACUUCCUUCCCUGGAAAAGCACAGCAUCCCAAAGACCUGAAAGAGCAUUUGGAACUGGAAUGUCUGCAGCCAUUUACUUGGAAAUCACUGAAGAAUGUGGCCCUCGCAGUUAACAAAAGAGAUGACUAGAGAGAAAUCCCAGGAGAUAUGUGGAAGUGGCCACAUAAGAAAAGAGAGAAAAUGGUGUUGAGGCAAUCUUAUUCAAAGUAAUUCAUAUUGUGUUUUUCUCAUUAGCGCUUGGCCUGAAAGGAAGAGCUGAAAAUAAUUGUUGCCAGGAAGAAAUAAGCAUCCACUUUGUAGGGUGGGAACAAACAAAGCUGAGUCUUUACCUUUCUAUCCAUGGAGUAAUAUUGGAUCAAAAUUAUUACUCAUCGAAAUAGUUUAAUGCUACAUUUGGAUACUGGAUAACUUCUUUAAAGUACACAUUCGGAAACUGAGAAAUUCCAUGUGUGCUGUUCCAGAGUCCUCAGCUUUUUGUAGCUAGAUAGAUAGCCGCAAUACCCUCUCUUCAAAAAUGGCUCUUACAGUAACUUAGUGUAGUGCCAAUGACUUUGCCAGUAAUUAGUCCAAUCAUGAUUCAUAGGCAUUUUUACAAAUUGUGACUUUCAAGAUCCUAUGAAGAAGUACAUCGAUGCAGCAGCAGAAUUGGGCACAAUUGGAUUCAUGUAAGCUCUGGAGGUAACAGUAGAAGUUUUGAACACAUAACUAUGUGCAGGAUUGUAACACAUAUAUACAUUUGUAAAAAAUUUUGGUAAAGGAAAGCCAUCAGUUCUCCAUAAUUAUGUAUACAUUUGGGGGGGGAAAUGUGUUGUGGAAAAACCAUUUGUGAGACUAAGAAUUCAAUGAAAAGAUGCCAGCUUUAAAAAAAUCUGCUUUUAAAGUCGUGGCCAGAGUGAUACUAACUAUGCUUAGGCAGACAGUAUUGACAAUCAAAUGUUGAUGCCAAAAUUGGAAAUGAAAGUGAACAAAACAGUUUAACAAGUAGUUCAGAACUGUAACUAAUUAUAUGUGCUUGUUGUAGCAUGAGCUACACUGAAGGAACCUUUGAAUCAGGGUAGACAACAUAAGGUUUAGACACUGUAUCUGGCCUGCCAAGACUUUUCCUCCAGCCCACACAGCUCCAUGCUGCUGCCAUGUACCAAGACACCUAGUGGAUGGUCAUUCCAGGGCAGAAAAGGGAUGGGGAGGAAGAGGUGGUGUGUGUGAGGUUUUUUUAAAAGAGCAAAAACAUUGACAGGUCAUGCAGAGUCUGCGGCCAUUACAUUGCCUAUCUCUUUGGAACUCUCUGUAGAGAUAACUAUCAUGGGCAAGAGCCUUUCCUAUAUUGGGCCCUACUUAUGAAUGUGGAGGGAUCCUCAUAUAACAUGAUAGAACCCUGUUUCCUUCCCACUCGCAUGUGUAAAGGUAGAGCAAACUGGGGAAUGGGAGGCCGAAUCCUCGUCUAGCUCACAACUCUACUUGGCCAAGUGGAGGAGGGUAUGCUGGACAGUGAUGGGUAAUAUGUACAGAUCUGUUCCCCAAAACAGCCUGGUGCACAUGUAUCAAGGGGUGGUGGUGAUGGUACAGAGUUCUGUUGUAUCCUAUGGAGAUAACCCAACAUGUGAGCUUUGCACCUGCACGGGAAAGGAUUAUGCUUUAUGUAUAUCAAAAGUCCUUGGAAUCUAUAGCCUGUAUUUAUGUGGGUAUAAUGCGGAGCAAAUUGUCUACUUUUAUACAAUCUUGUAACUGUGUUUGUGAAUACAUUAUAAGUUUAAAUAGGAUGAAGUGAUGUGAAAGGCAGUAUGUGCUUUUAUUACGUUGGCCCUAAUUAUGGUGGCUUAUUAUAAGCCUAUGACAUUGUUUACACUAAAUUUGUCUUAUAUUAGCACUUAUUUAUCCUUUUAAUGUACACAGUUUAACUUCUGGGCCUGAAUACACAAGGGCAUGUAUUGCAGUAUUUUUCCAUAUAUGCGCUAUUUAUCCUUUUCCAUGUAUAUACAUACAACAAUUUAUUUUUGUCCAUGUGCCCUGUUUAGUUCUUAAUUAUUAUAAAAGAUAUGUAUUUUUUUCAGACAAUAAAUGGUCUCUGUGGUGAUUACUCAG
Molecule: messenger RNA, 4353 nt
Organism: Hemicordylus capensis (graceful crag lizard)
Lineage: Eukaryota; Metazoa; Chordata; Lepidosauria; Squamata; Cordylidae
Gene: PHACTR2
Product: phosphatase and actin regulator 2
Exons: 14
Coding region: 230-2239 (669 amino acids)
Biological process (GO): actin cytoskeleton organization
Molecular function (GO): actin binding
Source: RefSeq, a predicted model, not a curated record